AUGAAUAAGGAAUACAAUGGGUUUGUGUUUAAAUCCAAAGAAAGCACUGGCCAGCGCGCCAGGGCCGAGCCUUCUGCAAAAAAGGAAAAGGAAAAGCCUGCAGGGCGCGCCAGAUCCGAGUCUGUUGGCUUUUCGUUCAGAAUGAAAAGCGGGGCUGCGUCCGCUGCCAAGCCAUGGGCUGCCGCCAAAAGCGCACGAAAGCCCGCAGAGGCAAGAGCUUCAAAGAGCGAGGAAAAAAAAGAGUCUGCACCAGAGAAGUUUGUUUUUAAGUUUGGGAUGGGCAGAGCCGUAAAGGCAUCCGAAAAACAGGCCCCCAGGAAGGAGGCGCCAGUAGAGGCCAAGCCUUCUGCAUCUGCCAGAGGCAAAAAGCUUGCAAAAAAGCCUGCAGCAAAGAAAAGCAUUUUGGCGAAAAAAGCGCAAGCCACGGCCUGCGAGGCCCAGAGCCUGGAUAAAGCGCUGCCGGCAGGGAGCAGAGAAAAAGCUGUGGAGUCUGCAGAGAUGCAGGUCGACCCCACCACUCCGAAAAGGCCUGAAACCACCCCUGAAGAAAUGCAUGCACUCCCAGAAGCGCCGGAGGGCGCAGAGAAGGAGCAGGCUCUUCGACAGAGAGGCGGCAGAGAGACCUUGGAGGGCGUGCGCCCGUCUGUGAUCAGGUCAAUCGAGACACAGAACGAGAAGGGCCUGGAGGCUCUGCCUGCAGAAAAUGGGGGCGCAGAGGAAGCUGGGCUGGGCAUGGCUGUCAGCAUUUCGCCCAUAAAAAGGCCCGGCAGCAGCACCUCUGUGCUUUCUGUGACGUCCGCAAACGGAAGCUCUCUGGACGCCAUUGCCAGCACGCCGCUGGUAAACAAAAAAAGAAUGACAAUUGGCCCAUACGACUUGCUGUCCCCUGUAAAAAUCCGCAGGCUGUCUCUCGACGUUUUUGACACGAAGAAGAAAUCAGUGUUUCAGACCCGAAGGGAAAGCCUGUUUGGGUACGACCAGCUGUACAGCGGAAGCGUGUCGCCCGAGGACUUCUAUCGGCACUCAAACGCCUCGCAGCCUGCAAAAACCCGGAUCAAGCAGGUGCUUCUGUGGAUUUCCAAAUAUAUAUCAAACGGGCACGUGUGUGUAGAGGGCGUGUCUCCUGAGGCUCUGCGGGAAAUAUGCGCAAUGUACAUGAAAAAAGUCGGCUCUCUUGUCAUACCGGAGAGGGAAAAGAAAAAAGAGAACGCACACAUAGUGGAGAACGCAAACACUGCAAUCCAGGCGCUUAGAAUGGAUAUGUGCAGGUCCAAUGCCGAAAUAGAAAAGUGGAAAACCAUUUACAGCAGCAUGCUGGCCCAGUACUCCAUCGCUGUUCCUCUGCACAUGCCGGAAGAAAGCCUGCGAAGACUAUCCAUUCGCCGGCAAAGCUUCAACGGGCUUGUGUCAUUCGACGCGACCGUGGUCGACGCGUCUCCCAUAGACAUCAAGCGAAUUUUAGCCAGAAAUCUGGAGGAGCUGCACAGCGCUCUCAACUCGUCCAGGUAUUUUAUGUUUCUCUCGCUGGAGUACACAAAAAGAGUCUGCGGAUCCCUGCUCGAGGCUUCGCAUCCUUUGGAUAAGUCUAAAGCCAACGCUCUUCUGCAUGUUCUCUGCCGAAUAUCUAGAAAGGCACGAGUGUAA
This is a messenger RNA of Nematocida major, 1644 nucleotides long. RefSeq lists its product as uncharacterized. Lineage: Eukaryota; Fungi; Microsporidia. Bases 1 to 1644 code for a protein of 547 amino acids. The transcript has a single exon. The record is from RefSeq and is a predicted model, not a curated record.